Messenger RNA from Anarrhichthys ocellatus (wolf-eel), 2926 nucleotides. RefSeq names its product thyrotropin-releasing hormone receptor a (gene trhra). Bases 379 to 1638 code for a protein of 419 amino acids. Gene Ontology annotation, biological process: phospholipase C-activating G protein-coupled receptor signaling pathway. Gene Ontology annotation, molecular function: thyrotropin-releasing hormone receptor activity. The transcript is spliced from 2 exons. Gene Ontology annotation, cellular component: membrane. NCBI's taxonomy places the organism in Eukaryota, Metazoa, Chordata, Actinopteri, Perciformes, Anarhichadidae. The record is from RefSeq and is a predicted model, not a curated record.
CCCGGUGGGAGCCGGUGACCUCACAGAGAGGCUCUGCAGGAAGCUCUCAGUCAUGACUGCGUGAGCAGAGAGACGGUGAGCAGGGCGCAGAGCGACACCUUCUCUAACCAUCUCUUCAAACUUCCACCGGCGACCGAGCCUCAAUCUGCUUUCUGGUCUAUUGUGUGUGUGUGGGAAAGGGAUUCUUUGCGGUAUCAGAAAAUGUAUGUGGUGGAGAAGAAAACGGGACUAGUUUGACCGGAUUACAUGAGGGUGGAAUGAAGUUUUUUUUGGAAAGAUUUGGUGCGAGUUGGACUUCUGGUGCCAGGGGGGGGGGCCCUAUUAUUGCAAUGAGUUCUUGUGAUUUAGUUUGACCCGCCUGGUGUGAAUUUUUUCGUGAUGGCAAACCUCACCAUGGUCAACGUGACUGUGGAGAACGGCACGUCGGUGCAGGACAAUCAAACCCUGGGUGUUUGGACCGACUACACGGUCGAAUACAAAGUGGCCAGCGUGUUCCUGGUGUCCCUCAUAUGCGGCUUGGGGAUCGUGGGCAACGUGAUGGUCAUACUGGUGGUCCUGACCACCAAGCACAUGCGGACCCCCACCAACUGCUACCUGGUGAGCCUGGCCGUGGCUGACCUGAUGGUGCUGACAGCCGCCGGGCUGCCCAACAUCACCGACGCACUGUACGGCCAGUGGGUGUACGGCUACGCGGGCUGCCUGGGCAUCACCUACUUCCAGUACCUGGGGAUAAACGCGUCCUCGUGCUCCAUCACCGCCUUCACCGUGGAGCGCUACAUCGCCAUCUGCCACCCCAUCAAGGCGCAGUUCCUGUGCACCCUGUCCAGGGCGAAGAAGAUCAUCAUGGUGGUGUGGUGUCUCACCUCCGUGUACUGCGUAAUGUGGCUCUUUCUGUCCGACACCAAGACGUCGGCGUACGACAACGUGGUGCUGCUCAGCUGCGCCUACAAGGUGUCCAGGACUUACUACCUGCCCAUUUACUUCACGGACUUCGCGGUGUUUUACGUGCUGCCCCUCAUGCUCGCCACGGUCCUGUACGGACUGAUCGCGCGGAUACUUUUCCUCAACCCGCUGCCUUCGGAUCCCAAAGCCGCCGGCGGCGGCACCAAGAAGUGGAAGAAGGAGACGGGUCAGGGGGGGAGGAUGAUCGGCAGCUGCUCCUCCAGCAGCACCACGGCUGCCUCCCGCAGACAGGUGACGAAGAUGCUGGCUGUGGUGGUGGUCCUCUUCGCCUUACUUUGGAUGCCCUACCGCACCUUAGUGGUGGUCAACUCCUUCCUGGACAAGGCCUACCUGGACACCUGGUUCCUGCUCUUCUGCCGUCUCUGCAUCUACCUGAACAGCGCCAUCAACCCGGUCAUCUACAACGCCAUGUCCCAGAAGUUCCGUGCCGCUUUCAAGAAGCUGUGUCACUACGGCCCCCAGCGCAUGGAGAAGCCGGCCUCUUACAGCGUGGCGCUGACCUACAGUGUCAUCAAGGAGACGUCCAACGGGGAAAGUCCCGACCACUUCGCUACAGAAAUGGACGACGAGCUAAACGCACCGACAGAGCGGUACUUACCCGCCAGCAUCCUGCCAAGUGCCAAGAAGAGACCGUUUGCAGAGCCUUCGCUGUCAGGUGGUGAUGUCAAAGCCUGACUGAAAACAAUCUUUCCACCCAAGGAGGAUAACAGAGAGAGCUGCAGAAUAGGUUCAGUCACCAAUGGGACAUUUUAGAGAAGUUUUAAAUACCCCGACCUUCCCCUUUCAAUUCAAGUUGCCGAAAGCAAAAUAGGAUGCCAUUUGAUGACUGUUAGCAUUUCAAAAAAAUAAAAUAAAUACAGGGAACUUUCAUGAAUCUUGCAAAAAUACAGUUCAUUAAUAAACUGAUAAAGCAAACUGAAACUAAAUUGAAGCAAACUGCUUCCAUCCACUUCCCUCUUCUUCUCCCCUAUAAACAGAUUCAGACCCUACAAAAUGUCACGCUAAACAGAGAGAAGCUUCAGUAAUGGAUAUCAUAACAUUUAAUCACGAUAUUUAUAUUGGUAUUUAUCAAGAAUUAUGAAGUUCUUGUUGAGCUCAAGAUUCACUUGUAGGAUGCUGAAGAGAAAAUAAAUGAAUGAAGAAUCAUCUAAUCUGCAGACGUAAUAGACGUAAAAGUUAAGUGAUUAAAUUAUACUAAAAUAAACAUAAAAUGUUCAGUCCUGUCAGUCUAUACCUCUGAAUCCCGCUGUGUGAAAUGUUUACAGCCAUGGAGCGUAUAUCUUGGGUCAGUUACGUUCGUCAGUGUAAUAAUGUUACAGUUUGUUGAGGGUCCCGCUACUGGUUCCUGCCGGCGGCUCUAAUUACUGGUGAGAGUACAAGCGUCUGUGCGUGUUAUCAGAGGGUGAUGCUGCAGGUAAAUUAGCAUCUGACUUCCUGUUAACAGUACACAUCACCUAUCUGUUUCGUGUCAGACCUUAUAUUACAUCUGACUAACCCUGUGUGGGACAGUUUCAUCAACGUUGUGGCCCAAAGGGGGUCUAAAGCAUUAUUUGCACUGCAUGAUAAAUAACAGGUACCCCCUCGUGGGGUAAAACUCAAACUGCCGUGACAUCACCUUCAACGUGCAACUCAUUAGAUCCUGUCAACCAAACAGAGGAACGUCUGGACUUCGUCAAUUUUCGUAGUUUUGCGGGCUGCCAUUUUUUUAUAUCUUUGUCGAGUGAAUACAAAAAUCUCGGUCGCUAUUGACAAUAGCUUGGCUAUUUAAAAAUGAUGGGUUUGUGCAUGAUGUUCUGAUUCUCUCCGACCAAUCAGUGGUCUGCAGUAUUUGAACCUCACCUUCUAGCUUGGCUUGGCUGGCUUGGCUGGCUUGGAACCUUGACGGAGGUGGUACCAAAAAAUAGUUUACUGGGUCCUAUUCACAACUUCUGCUAAUGGAACCCCCCCCCCCCCCCCCCCAAAA